Molecule: messenger RNA, 1614 nt
Organism: Petromyzon marinus (sea lamprey)
Lineage: Eukaryota; Metazoa; Chordata; Hyperoartia; Petromyzontiformes; Petromyzontidae
Source: RefSeq, a predicted model, not a curated record
GUGGUUGUUGUGGUUGUUGUUGUGUAGAGGCGUCUGUGAAUGUGUUCAGGAUCGGCUCCAUGGAGCCCGGAGCUCUGCUGCUGGAGGCCAGCAGAGAAUACGAAAGCGACUCACAGAAGGCUGACGAGUAUCUGCGAGCCAUCAGGGAGCAAGGCUCACUGGAGGUGGCCGCGGAUGAGUGCAUCGCCGCCGCCUGCAACCACGGGCAGGCUCGGACGCAGAAGAUGCUGCUGAGGGCGGCUGCGUUUGGCAAGUGCUUCGUGUCGGCUGGGUGUGCCGGCCGCUCGCCCAGGGGCCAGCGGCCGGCCUUCGUAGAGGCCUGCCGCCACCUGAGACUGCUCAACGCCGUGCGGGACCCAGCCGUGGCCAUGCCGCUGACUUACACGCAAUUGGAGCACCUCACUAUACCCGUCCUGAUAGACAGGCUGGUGGCUCGCCGAAUGUUUGCGCUGGCUGUGAAGAUUUGUGAACUUCUUCGCCUACCAGACCCACAGGGUCGCAGCCGUGUGCUAGCACACUGGGCCUGCUACAAGGUGGAGAGCGACGUACCUGACGAGGCUCUAGCCCUGCUGAUGAAUCGCCGUCUCGGAGACGCCCCCGGCCUGUCCUACACCGAGAUCGCAGCCCGUGCCACUCACCUGGGGCGCAGGGACCUCGCCGUCAAGCUGCUGGAUUUUGAACCACGGGCAGCUGAGCAGGUACCACUGCUGAUGAAGCUGAACAGGGUGGACCUGGCCAUGAUGAGAGCCAUACAGAGCGGAGACUCGGAUCUGGUCUACAUGGUGAUCUCACAUCUCAAGGAGUCUGUGACUCGUCGUGAAUUCUUCCUGACGCUGAGGCAGCACCCAACAGCUCACUCCUUGUACCUGAAGUGCUGCAGACAGCUGCAGCUGGAGACGCUGAAGGAUCUCUACGAACAAGAUGAUGAACACGAAGAGCUGGGACGAGUUUAUGUCGUAGAUGGACACAGACACACAAGGAUGGACCAGCGCAUCUCCUCCCUGAACGAGGCCGUCAUGGAGUUCACCAGGGCCAAGAACGACUUCGCCACCAGGAUGACUGAAGACCAAAUCCGCCUGCUACGAGUUCAGGUCAAGCUGCAGGAACACCUGGUGGGGCUGUCGGCACACGACACGGUGCAUCAGCUGCUGCUGCUUCACCACCGUGGACACGGACGCCUCGCCGACACCACGGCCAAGGAGCUGAGGCUGCCGGAACGACGGCUGUGGUGGAUCAAGGUCCAGGUACUUGCACAGAGGGCUGAGUGGGUGGAGCUGGAGAAGCUGAGCAAGAUCAAGAAGUCACCCAUCGGAUACCAGCCGUUUGUCUCCGAGUGUCUGAAGCACGGCAACUGCGUGGAGGCUAGGAAGUACAUCCCCCGUCUCUCGCCCGAGAUGCGUGUCAAGGCCUACCUGUCUGCAGGGGACAUGCCAGGUGCCGUGGCGAGUGCCCUGGAGCGUCGCUGUGAUGGCGACGUGGCUGCUGUGUUGUCUCACCCCCUGGCUGACUCACACAGACGCCUCGUGGACACCUUGCCUCGUGGGGGGGCUGGGGGCCAGCAGUGAGCACCACAACAACAACAACACUACAACAACAACACCACAACCACAACAA